GGAGGGGAGGAGCUUUUGAGCCUGGGGGGAGGGGCCAGAGCUGAGAGGGCGCCAUGGGCCCCCCCUCGCUGCUCCUCCUCCUCUUCCUCGGCGCCACCGUGGCCCCCGCGGCCCCCCCGGAUCUGGAGGAGCCCGAGGAUUACGCGGAGUGCAGCGAUGGGUACGAGUGGGACCCCGAAACGGAGCACUGCAAAGACGUGGACGAGUGCGCGGCGGAGGGGCCGCGGCCGUGCCGGGGCUCCAUGAAGUGCCUGAACCAUUUUGGGGGGUACCUGUGCCUGCCCCGCUCGGCCGCGCUGCUCAGCCCCGCCCCCGGCCCCGCCCCCGCCCCGCCCCCGGCCCCGCCCCCUCCCCGCCAGGCCCCGCCCCCCGACGGCCGCUGCCCCCCCGGCUUCGGCCCCGCCCCCGACGGCACCUGCGCAGACGUGGACGAGUGCGCGGGGCCCCCCCCGUGCCGGCCCAGCCAGGACUGCAUCAACGUCCCGGGGGGCUUCGAGUGCCGCUGCCCCCCCGGCUACCGGCACCGGCCCCCCGAGUGCGUGGACGAGGACGAGUGCCAGUUCCGCUGGUGCCAGCACAGCUGCGCCAACUCCCCCGGCGCCUUCUCCUGCCGCUGCCACGCCGGGUUCAGCCUCGGCCCCGACGGCCGCUCCUGCCUCGAUGUGGAUGAGUGCUCCAUGGGCGCCCGAUGCUCCCAGCGCUGCCUCAACACCUUCGGCUCCUUCCGCUGCCGCUGCCGGAGCGGCUUCGUGCUGGGCAGCGACGGACAGAGCUGCCACGACGUGGACGAGUGCCGGGCGGGGGUCCCGUGCCAGCACCGCUGUCAGAACCUCCCGGGGGGCUUCAGCUGCCUCUGCCCCCCCGGCUACGCGCAGGAGGGGGGUCUCUGCCGGGACCGGGACGAGUGCUCCGAGGGCUCCCACGAGUGCGGGGGGGCCCAGAGCUGCCUCAACACUUUUGGGGGGCACCUCUGCGUCCCCCGCGAGCUCUGCCGGGGGCCCUACGCCCCCCACCCCCGCAGCAACGGGACCUGCGUGUGCCCCCGGGGGGGUCGCGGCUGUGCCCCCCGGCCCCGCUGGCUCCUGCACCGCUUCCUGGCGCUGCCCUACAUCCGCGACGUGCCCGCGGGCAUCUUCCAGCUCCGGCACCCCCCGGGGGACCCCCAAAGGCUGCGGCUGCGGGGGGGCCCCCCCGGCACCUUCCGCCUGCGGGCGCUGACCAAUCACAGCUCGCUGCUGGAGCUCGUGCGCCCCCUGGCGGGCGCGCGGCAGCUGCUGCUGGAGGUGGAGCUUCUCCGGCCGGGGCCACGCCCACCGCCCCAGGCCCCGCCCACCGCCACCGAGGCCCCGCCCCCCAGCGCCUGGGCCCCGCCCCCCAGCGCCUGGGCCCCGCCCCCUCCCGAUGGGCGUGGCCUGGCUUUGCUCCGCCUCCACCUGUCCAUGGGCGCCCACCCGUUUUAAGGGGGGGGACACCCCCAAAACCGCCACCGGGACCCCCCAAACGCCCCCCGGGACCCCCAGAUGGGCCCCGGGGCCUCCAAAACCCCCCCGGGCUGAGCCUCGCCCCGCCCGGGACCCCGAAAUUUGUUCCCGAAGGGAUCGGCCAAAGAAUCCCCAAAGAAAUGUCUGGGACCCCCGGAGUGGGGCACAGA
Molecule: messenger RNA, 1651 nt
Organism: Taeniopygia guttata (zebra finch)
Lineage: Eukaryota; Metazoa; Chordata; Aves; Passeriformes; Estrildidae
Product: EGF-containing fibulin-like extracellular matrix protein 2
Molecular function (GO): calcium ion binding
Source: RefSeq, a predicted model, not a curated record